Messenger RNA from Adineta ricciae, 660 nucleotides. The record is from the annotation of a GenBank genome assembly. NCBI's taxonomy places the organism in Eukaryota, Metazoa, Rotifera, Eurotatoria, Adinetida, Adinetidae.
AUGGGUAAAACGCAUUCGAAAGAAACCUUCACCCAAUGGGAUUUAGACCGAUUCAGCAACGUCACUGGAAUUCCAAGAGCUACAGUUGAAAAACUUUACCAAGAAUUCGUUGCCACAACUGGUAAAGACAACCGCAUGGACAAGAAGGAGUUCCGUCGUUUAUACAAAGAAUUGUAUACAAGUGGACGAACUGGCACAAGUGUUCCAGCUGUCAUCAGCGAACAUGAUUUGGAAAAAAUCUCCGAUCGUGUGUUUAAAGCUUUCGAUGCUGACAACUCAGGCAAAUUGACCUUCGAAGAAUUCGUCAAUGCUUACUUAUUAAUCAACCAAGUUGAUUCAACACAAACAGCAACAGUCACACCACGUGAUCGAUUAACCUAUGUUUUGGAUCAUAACAAUCCAACACCAGGUUACGUUACACGUGAACAAGGUGAACAAGUCUUCAACCGUCUUAACCGAUUCUACAACUAUGAAGACACAACCAAAACAACCACAACCACAACAACUCCAACAGGUGCAACCAAACCAAUCACCACAACAUGGGAACAACACUGGACCAAACUCGAUGAUGGAAGCGGCCGUGUUCCACAAGAAAAAUUUGUUGAAUACGUCACAACAUCCGAAGAUUACAAACCACAUCUCACUCGUGCCGUCCUCUAA